This is a messenger RNA of Octopus sinensis (East Asian common octopus), 597 nucleotides long. RefSeq lists its product as uncharacterized. The record is from RefSeq and is a predicted model, not a curated record. The transcript has 2 exons. Bases 1 to 597 code for a protein of 198 amino acids. NCBI's taxonomy places the organism in Eukaryota, Metazoa, Mollusca, Cephalopoda, Octopoda, Octopodidae.
AUGAAAUGCCCACGGAAGUUAUCAAGAGGUUGCAAUCUGGAUGAAACAAUACUAGAGUUUGCGAAUAAGCUCUUGCAGAACCAAGAAACUCCAGAUCAGUGGUUUGAGAUUAACUCGAUACCAAUCCCCAAAUCAGGAAACCUCAGCAAUGAAAUUGAUUACAGAGGAAUUGCACUGUCCAAUAUCUCACUCAAAGUCAUCAACCGAAUGAUCCUCAACAGGAUUCAACAGGUGCUUGAUAGCCUUAUAAGACCAAAUCAGAAUGGAUUUAGACCAGGAAGAGCCACAACAUCUCAGAUCUUAGCCCUGGAGCAUAUAAUAGGAGUUAAAUCAGGACAGCUAUCUGCCAUUAUAACCUUCGUGGACUUCAGUAACUGGUUUGAUAGCGCUCAUCGUUAUAAAAUAUUGAAGAUCCUUCAAGGAUAUGGCAUUCCAGAAGAACAAGUUCUUGCUAUUGCGAAGCCCUACGACAAGACCAGAACUCGUAUAUUGUCAUCAGAUGGAGAAAUGGAAUUCUUUCGGAAUAGCUGUCCCAUAUAUGUUGGAAUUUCGCAAAUUUUUAUUAUUUUUGUUAGAGAACUUGGAGCAGAAGUCUAA